Molecule: messenger RNA, 495 nt
Organism: Protopolystoma xenopodis
Lineage: Eukaryota; Metazoa; Platyhelminthes; Monogenea; Polystomatidea; Polystomatidae
Source: the annotation of a GenBank genome assembly
AUGCCUCAACAUUAUUAUCUGCCGUAUCUCUCACAGACCGAAUCAUGCGACUCUUCCAUUGACCAACCGACGGAACGUCGCAAACCUCGGUGGCAUGAAGCCUCUAAUCGAUCUCUCCAUCAGGGCUCAGAGCUCGGUUUCCAGACUAUGCCGGUGUCACUACCUGACUCUCAACGGCCUAAGCGGCCCCAAUGCCAUCAGAAAAAUGACCAAAUAGAGCCUGAUUCCAUCCGUCUAGCAUCAGACCACUCUAGCAUGAUUACUUCGUUCUGCCUGGCCGACGCUAAGCUUGAGCCGGUGACCACUUGGCUCAGUCGGACGAGGCAGUGCGUUGCCAACCAAUCAGUUAACAUCUCAACCGCUUCUAGGCUUGCUGAUAAUGCUGCUACUGAACCACGAAGAAGCCGUCUUCGUCGAGGUGAACGACGUGAAAACAAUGAAGGAAUUUAUUUACCAUUUUGGAUGUCCUGCCAGGUUACCUUAGUGGUGAUUCGA